ACGAGUGGAGGACAGAGGAGCCUGUUAAAGAAGAAGUUACAGUGAUGUCAGCUGAUGCGCUCAACCCUACCUCUCCCAACCCCUCAGUGAUGUCAACUGAUGCGCUUAACCCUACAUCUCCCAACCCCUCUGUCUCGUCCAUCUCUCUGGUUGAGAUCAAGGCAGACACUCGUCUGGUGCUGAAAGCUUUCCUCCGCAGCGCACUCUCUAAUCCUUCGACCGAGCGGCUUGGGACGGUGGGGGGAAGCUACAAAGACCACAACAAGUACAGUGCAAAGGAGUCUAGGAAGCGGCCGGACAAUGGCUGGGACUCUCUGGAUGAAGCAAUCAGCUCAGUGGAGGAGAAGAAACACGGCUUGAAGGACCUCAUUAAGAGACGACUGCAGCCACGGCCCUCCACCCUGCCCCUCCGUCGCUCAGCUAAAGACAGUGGUGCAGACCAGACACAAAAUGGUGGCUCCUUGGAGAAGGACGGAAGACCAAACCGAACCAACCCAGGCCUGCCAGGCUUCUUCAGAGACCAACUCGAGGAAGAUGUUAGGUUCCCCUCCUCCAUGUCAGAUGAAGAAGGGAACGAUCCGAAACAGCAGAAAAAGGCAAAGAAGUUGAAGAGCCAGAUCUCCUCUUUCUUCAGCAUGAAAAAGAAGUCAGAAAAGGAUAAAGACAAGGAUGAGACGCGUCUUCAGAGGCCAUCCACACUGACCAUCGGCGUAGGGCCAGUACCCGUGGCGCCAGUCAUCUCUCCCACACACCCUCCUGAGUUCUAUGAGGAGGUGGCUGAGACUCUGGACAGGAUUGCUCAGCGGUCCCACAGUAUGAAGAGACCCCAAAGGCCCAGCCCACGACCCAGCCCUGCUACCACCCCGGUCAAACCUCCCCCUGAACCUGACAAAGAAGAAAUGGUGCGCCAGCUGGUCCAGGUACUGUCUAUGGAAGGGGAUGCCAUCAACUACAAGAUCCAGUCGGACCCCUUCCUGCGCUCCACGCUGAACCGUCUCUCAUACCCGUCCUUCGCCAAGCUCCUGGACACUUUCGCCAGCCAGGAACAGGCCACGCCCUCACCUCUGCCGCCUCCUGCCAGCAGCCCCACGCUGAGACGAGUGGCCGUCACCAUGGAGGUGUCGCGGCGUGUCGUCACAGCGACAGGGAUGCAGCGCAUGCAGGGCUACGCAGAAUGCUAUAUGGAGAACUUUGCCCCCUGGGUGAAGAGCCAUGGAGGAUGGGAAAGUAUUGUCCAGAUGGAAGAGAUUUUGGAGUGCGACUGACAACCCUCCACCAUCAAGGCAGCUCGGAAAUCCUCACUACUUCCUUUUAACGGUGAACUCUAAUCUAUGACUAAGGCCUGGAGUUGUUUCCUAUCAGGUCAGGUACAACUCAAGGCCCUUCCUGACCUCAGUUUCUCCUGUGGUGAGAGACGGAGAAGGAGUUAGCUUUUUAUAACUCUACGACACGUGAAUUAUGUCACUUGUAUUUAUCUGAGAAUCAUGUGUACAUCAUACUUGUACAAUUCUUUUUUUUUAUCAACGUUUUUCUAUAAACGUGUUUUACA
Molecule: messenger RNA, 1549 nt
Organism: Oncorhynchus tshawytscha (Chinook salmon)
Lineage: Eukaryota; Metazoa; Chordata; Actinopteri; Salmoniformes; Salmonidae
Gene: bcl2l12
Product: BCL2 like 12
Exons: 8
Coding region: 45-1265 (406 amino acids)
Biological process (GO): regulation of apoptotic process
Source: RefSeq, a predicted model, not a curated record